AUGCGCUGUGAAGUGGAGUGGUUUUUUGUAUUCGCUGCUUUGUCAGCAUUAGUUUUUGUGGGGGGAGCACAGCAAGGAGGUUCUAAUGUACCCGGCUCACAGCAAGGAGGUUCUAAUGUACCCGGCCCACAGCAAGGAGGUUCUAAUGCAGGCAAACCAUUGCCGGAUGCGACAUCGAGUAACGGCAAUUCAGCACGGACAAGCAACAGUCAGGUAGCCCGUAGUACAUCUACGACCGGCCCAACGGAUGCAACAACAGCGACACCAACAUCAUCAGCAUCCACCAAUCAAAUAAUCAGCAGUAUCUCUUCCGGCAACUCACCGACUCCAAAAGCAAGUUCACCCCUAACGGCAAUGCCCGGUAGUAAGACAACCGCUAAUAACACUCCCGGCAACUUACCGAUUCCAACAAGUUUACCCCCAAAGGCAACGCCCGGUAAGAAGACAACCGCUGAUAACACUUCCGGCAACUUACCGAUUCCAAAAGCAAGUUUACCCCCAAAGGCAACGCCCGGUAAGAAGACACCCGCUAAUAACACUUCCGGCAACAUAGCGACUCCAAAAGCAACUACCCCCGCAAGAGCGAUGCCCAGCAGUCGAAAAAUUAACGACGCCCAUUCGAGCAGCCCAUCGAGUUCAACAACAGUGAUGUCAACAGCACUCAGCAGUCAAACAUUUAAUGCUACCUAUUCGAACACCUCUGCGAGUUUAGCAGAAACCAUUUCAAAAGCAACACCAACACCCGACAAUGAAACAGUCAACGAUACCAAUUCGAGCAGCUUGUUGGUUCCAGAAGCAAUGAUACCAUCCUCACCAAUACUCAGCAGUCAAGCAGAAAGCACCAGUCCGCAUUCGGCGACGUCAAAAGAUCAGCCAAGCGAUGGUUCGGCAAAAUCAGGACAUCAAAAAACUGGUGGAGGAUGCGUUUAUGAGCCAUGGAAUUGCCGAGUGCCUUAUAAAGGUGCGGGUCCUGCGUUAAGGUGGACGAUUGUGGUGUUGGCAUGUAUAUUGGCAUUACUGAUAAUGAUAGCAUGUUUGAUGGUUAUUUCUGAUAGAAAGAGACAUAAACCAGUCACUGAGGAAACUAUACCUCUUAAGCUGGAAGUAGAUCCUGAUGAUGUGACAUUGAGCAGCAUUCUUGCAAAUCAUAAGAAUCUGAAUACGGGUGCAAAAGUAUUCGAUAGGGCGACGCUUGGCUAUGUUACACCGUGGAAUUCACAUGGUUAUGAUAUUGCGAAGUGGGCCGCUAAUAAGUUCACACACAUAUCUCCGGUUUGGUUCCAACUGAAACCAGCUGUAAUUGAUGGACGUAAAACGUGUUCAGUUGGGGGGACGCAUGAUAUCGAUCAAGGUUGGAUACGAGAUGUGCGUUCAAAUAAUUCGGAAAUUGCGAUCGUACCUCGAUUUCUGAUUGAACAGUGGACGAGCAAAGAAGCGGCUGCGUUCCUCUAUGAUGAAUUGUGGCAGAGGAGGUGUGUACAAGUUAUGACCGAUUUGAUUGAGCGGAACGAAAUGCAAGGAGCUGUUGUAGAAAUGUGGUUACAGUUGUUGAGCUUAACAGGUGCAAAAAUGACUGAAGUCAUGAUCGAACUGAUUCAGAGUUGGUGUGAAUUUUUCCACGCCAAAGAUCUCGAAUUCAUUAUGCCGUUGAGUCCACCGUUAAAUGCAAAGUAUGAAUUAACUGGAAUCAUCUCCACAGAACAUUUCGCCGAAAUGGCAAAACAUGUUGACUUUAUCAAUGUUAUGGCAUAUGAUUAUCAUACGGAUAGGCCAGCAGGUGUGGCACCCAUAGAGUGGAUUCGUAGAAAUAUGGAAUUUUUAUUGAAAGAAUCCCCUGUGAGUGCCUCUAAGGUGUUGUUAGGUAUCAAUUUCUACGGUUUCGAGUUUACUGAACGAAGUGUCGACGCUAUUACUUCGCCGAAGUAUUUGGAACAUCUGAAAUCUGAUGAAGCGUCGUUGAACUGGGACGAUUCGAAUGCUGAGCACUUCGUUGUAGAUGGACAUUCAAUAACGUAUUAUCCAUCAUUAGCGUCGUUGAGUGUUCGACUUAAGUAUGCGAAACGUAUGAAUAUGGGUAUCGCAAUAUGGGAUAUUGGACAAGGAUUGAAUUAUUUCACACGUCUUCUUUAA
Messenger RNA from Anisakis simplex (herring worm), 2130 nucleotides. Lineage: Eukaryota; Metazoa; Nematoda; Chromadorea; Rhabditida; Anisakidae. The record is from the annotation of a GenBank genome assembly.